Arabidopsis thaliana (thale cress) is the source of this 1716-nucleotide messenger RNA. RefSeq names its product phytochromobilin:ferredoxin oxidoreductase, chloroplast / phytochromobilin synthase (HY2) (gene HY2). Gene Ontology annotation, biological process: phytochromobilin biosynthetic process. NCBI's taxonomy places the organism in Eukaryota, Viridiplantae, Streptophyta, Magnoliopsida, Brassicales, Brassicaceae. Gene Ontology annotation, molecular function: oxidoreductase activity, acting on the CH-CH group of donors, iron-sulfur protein as acceptor; phytochromobilin:ferredoxin oxidoreductase activity. Gene Ontology annotation, cellular component: chloroplast. The record is from RefSeq and is marked reviewed. Bases 138 to 1127 code for a protein of 329 amino acids. The transcript has 8 exons.
GUCUCACUGAAACUGUGAAAAUUUUAUCUCUUUUAUAGAUAAAGAAUCUUGCUUUUUUCAGUUUUCAGUAUGAAGAAGAAUUGAAGAGAGUGUCCGAGGAAGGAGACCUUUGGUUUCAGUUUGUGAGUCUUGUUGUAAUGGCUUUAUCAAUGGAGUUUGGGUUUUCAAUUGGGUCAUGCUUCAAGGCACCAAACCCACCUGUUCUAAUCUCUGCAAGCCCUAAUAAGAUCAAUUUCACGUUGAGAAGGAGAAAGAAAAGAUUCUUACUUAGAGUCUCUGCUGUGUCGUAUAAGGAAUUCGCAGAGUCUGCUUUAGAAGAAACCAGGAAAAGGAUCGUUCUUGAACCUUCACAUCUCCAGGAAAAGUAUAGUAGCAUGACAGGACUAGAUGGUAAGACCGAACUUCAAAUGCUUGCUUUUAAAUCUUCAAAGAUUAGACUCUUGAGGAGUAUGGCAAUAGAGAAUGAGACAAUGCAGGUCUUUGACUUUGCGGGUUUCAUGGAGCCUGAGUAUGAUACUCCCAUAUUCUGUGCUAACUUUUUCACAUCUACCAACGUUAACAUAGUUGUAUUGGACCUUAAUCCUUUGCAUCAGUUGACUGACCAGACGGAUUACCAAGACAAGUAUUAUAACAAGAUAAUGUCCAUAUAUCACAAAUAUGCUGAGACUUUCCCAUGGGGAGGGAAAUUGACUGGUGAAUCCAUAAAGUUUUUCUCGCCUUUGGUGAUGUGGACUAGGUUUUCGUCUAGCAAAGAAAAACAUAAGGCUUUGUUCUCUGCGUUUCUAGAGUACUAUCAGGCAUGGCUUGAGAUGACAAUCCAAGUGAGGGAGGAGAUGGAACCAUCUCAUGUGAGAGCCAAUUGUGAAGCACAACACAAGUACCUGACAUGGCGAGCACAAAAGGAUCCUGGACAUGGUCUUCUUAAAAGAUUAGUAGGUGAAGCAAAGGCAAAGGAGCUGCUAAGGGAUUUCCUGUUCAAUGGGGUGGAUGAGUUAGGCACAAAAACAUUCAUUGAUUACUUUCCAGAGUACCAAACAGAAGAUGGAACUGUAAGCGAUAAACGAAGUAUCAUUGGGAAGUCAUAUGAAACUCGUCCAUGGGAUUUAACAGGACAAUUUAUCGGCUAACAAUGAUAUAUGUGAACAAGUCAGAUUUCAGAGUCAUCAACACAAGAGGACGUGAACUUAGGGAAGUAGGAAUAAGAAAGAGCAGCAUGAGGAGUCUCUCAGGUCUAUCUGCAUUUCAAGAUGAUUGUUUGAGUUACCAUGCAUUGUAGUUUUACAAGUGUAGCUCUCAGCCCUUCAUCAAAAUGAGAAUCCUCGAGUAUGAUAUGAUUUUAAUGAAAAUGUAUUCGUCUCUACCUAAUCAACAGAGAUUAACUUAUAAAAAUCCAGACAUAAACAUAUCAUAACUCUAACAUCCAGACAUAAACAUCAUGCGUUAGGUAACCAAGGCAGAUGAUGAUUAGCGAGCUUAAUAACUUAAACAUCUAGACAAAAAGCAUAACAAGUAAAUAAAAAGGAAGGUUGCACAAGUUAAAAACACCCAAGAGGUUCGUCUGCGAGCUUUCUUCUACUCCAAAGUCAUCUUUGGCUUCUUAAUUAUCUUCUUUUUUGCAGUCCUCUUUGGCUUCUUAAUUAUCUUCAUUAUGGCAGCCAUCUUUGGCUUUUCAUCUAUAAAGUAACAACGAAAGUUUGUUACACUUGGUUAACAGGA